Messenger RNA from Nematolebias whitei (Rio pearlfish), 1476 nucleotides. Its product is annotated as MAPK/MAK/MRK overlapping kinase-like. Gene Ontology annotation, biological process: intracellular signal transduction; protein phosphorylation. The transcript has 12 exons. NCBI's taxonomy places the organism in Eukaryota, Metazoa, Chordata, Actinopteri, Cyprinodontiformes, Rivulidae. Gene Ontology annotation, molecular function: ATP binding; protein serine/threonine kinase activity. The record is from RefSeq and is a predicted model, not a curated record. Gene Ontology annotation, cellular component: nucleus; cytoplasm. Bases 1 to 1461 code for a protein of 486 amino acids.
AUGCUGCACUACUCAAACUGGCUUAUAGACCUUAAGAACAGAGCAAGCUUACGAAAUGCGUGCAAAACGAGCCCGAGCACAGACGGGAACAACAGGGGGAACGCAGCGGAGGUGCAGAACAACCCGCAGCCGAAUGAAAAAAACUCCUACCUCUGGAAAAAUGGUUACAAAAUAAUCCAGAAAAUUGGAGAGGGCACAUUUUCAGAGGUGCUGAAAACCCAGAGCCUAAAGGAUGGCAAGUUUUAUGCAUGUAAAACGAUGAAGCAGACAAUUAACAGUCUGGAACAGGCAAACAACCUGCGAGAAGUCCAGGCCAUGAAGAGACUGAGUCCUCAUGCAAACAUCAUCCAACUGCAUGAACUGAUUUUUGACAAAGAAACAGGGACAGUGUCUUUAAUAUGUGAACUGAUGGAGAUGAACAUCUAUGAGUUCAUACAAGGACGAAAAGCACCACUGCCUGAAAAUACAGUUAAAAACUACAUGUACCAACUGUGCAAGUCACUUGAACAUAUACACAGUUGUGGAAUCUUUCACCGAGAUGUAAAGCCUGAAAACAUUCUCAUAAAACAAAACGUUUUGAAGCUCGCAGACUUUGGCUCGUGUCGAAGCGUGUACUCCAAGCCUCCACACACCGAGUACAUUUCCACACGCUGGUACCGAGCCCCGGAGUGCCUCCUUACUGAUGGAUAUUACAGCCUGAAGAUGGACAUCUGGAGCGCCGGUUGCGUCUUCUUUGAGAUCAUGAGCUUGAAUCCUCUCUUCCCUGGAGCCAAUGAGUUGGACCAGGUUGCCAAGAUCCACAAUGUGUUGGGGACACCCGAUCAAAGCACACUGCAGAAACUGAAACAAUCUAGAGCGAUGCAUUUCAACUUUCCCCCGAAGAAAGGCACCGGCAUCUCCAGAUUACUGCCUAACUGCCCGGCUCCAGCUCUGUCUCUGCUUUAUCAGAUGCUCGCAUACGACUCAGAUGAGCGCAUCACUGCAGAAACAGCGCUGAGGCACACAUACUUCAGAGAAAUCAGAAUGGCUGAAAAGAAAACCGAGACACGUUACCGACUUUCUGAGACUUUGGAUGGAAUAGGAAGUACUGUGAUCCAGAACUCCUUGGAGCAAAUCUGCCGACCAGCCCGACUUGGGAAACAACUGAGGGGUAGACACACGAGGCAGACACCUUUAAUGAGUCUCAACACGAAACAUGUAGCAGACCCCCUCAACAGACACUGGAAUGCCCCGCGUUGUCCGGUGGAGCUGCCAAAGCUCAACAUGGCUGUGUCAGGACCACACAUCUCAUUUCCAGUUUCUAACCUGCCUGCUGUUGCACUCAUGCACAGAGGAACGCUGCCAGCCAUCACACCAAAAAAGUGCCACACACAGUUGGCCAAGCCACGAGAUGAGUCACACCGCUCGGCUUUCAAAACCUACUACAUGCCACCUCUGGAUCGAAAACAUGGAGGCAACUGAGAGCCAAAACACUGA